AAUAGGUGAGAAGUUUGAACGAGCGUUCAAGUGAAACUAAUUGAUUUAUAUGAGUUGUGAUAAAGUGUAUUAGUUUUUAUUCUUGAAUAAUGUUAUAAGAUAUUUUAAUUAUUAAGUGAAUGAAGCAAUUACUUUUAUAUAUUUGGUAAUAAAAGGCUAACAGAGCCAACAUGCGUUCAGUGCUGUUACCAAUAGCACUGCUCCUCUGUGGUGUGUGCAUGGUAAAGGCAUAUGAAGACAACACAUUGGAGGAUGAUGAUUUCGCAGAGUUUGAGCAAUUUGAUGCAGAAGAUGAUGUACCCGUGACAGAUUUCCAUGAAGAGACCAAAGAUGUCCCAGUGCAGAAGCCUUUUGAAUCUGACAAAGAUAUAGAAGAUGAAAUACUGGUUGAGGAUGAAGAUAAUGAAUUUGAGCACUUCCAAGAUCCUGAGGAGUUUGAAGGAUUCCAAGACAGUGCACCACGGACAGCUGAAACACCAAAGAUUACUAUUUCAAAGGUUCCCAUUCUAGUGCGGCCGCGCUGGGACGCGUACUGGCUGGAAGGCAUACUGUGUUGCACUCUAGCGGCGUACGCCCUCGCAUACGCAGUCGGUCGCGCAAAGAAUACAUCCAUUGCGAUCAACUUUUUGAAGUUACAUAAGCCAUUAUUAGAUGAUAAUUUUACAUUAGUCGGGGAGACGGGCCCGGAAGUGGUGGCGGCGGAAGACCGCGGCUGGCGGCGCGAGGCCGAGCACUGCUUCACCAUGUGGUGCAGUGGUCGCCUCUGCUGCGAGGGCAUGCUGCUCACGCUCAAGCUCAUCAAGCGUCAAGACCUGGUGCACGUAGCGCUAGGGCUGGUGCGACCAACGACAGACACGCUGCUGGUGCGAGUGGAACUUGGCAAAGAUGAUAGCGACCCAUUCGUGCUCUGUGUUGCGCAGAAGAAAAUCGCCACCAGGCUUGCGAAGGAGAUGCAGGAUUUGAGCGUGUUCUGCCCGGAGCGGCGCGCGGGCGACAAGCACGGGCUGCCGGCGGCGCUGGGCGUGCUGUCCGAGUGCGCGGAGGCCACCGCCGCGCUGCUGGACGCGCGCGUCACCGCCGCGCUGGCGCAGUACGCGCACCACCUGCACUACAUACACAUCUCCGACCGCUACUCGGGGCCCAAGCAGAUCGAAGAGACAGUGGCGACGAAGCCCCCGGAUACGGAGCGCGUGAUGCUGGUGAGCCUGGCACUGGGUCCCGACGGCGGCGGCGACGAGGUGCGCCCCUUGCUGCUGCUCGUAUUCCACCUCCUCGAGAAGAUCAAGCGGCUGAGAUUGAGCAAGGAGGCACUGGCGAAGUGUGAAAAGCGUCGUCAAAAGGUGGCUGAGGCGUGGCUGCGAGGUGCACACGCUGCUCGCCAAGAGCAAGCUGCUCAGAGACGGGAGGAGAAACGCAAGCAGGAGAAGGAACGCAUCCUCGCUGAGGAUGAUCCAGAGAAACAGCGCCGUUGGGAGCUGAAAGAACAAAAACGCGAGAAGAAACGCAAGACUCCCAAAAUGAAGCAACUCAAAGUGAAGGCUAUGUAAAUGCUUAAUUUAGCAGACAGUCAAAUGCAAUAUUAUGUAUUUACAGCGGAUUUUUUAUUUAUAAGUGUUACUUUCUCAACGAAUAUCAAUAAAUGAUUUUAAGUUA
Galleria mellonella (greater wax moth) is the source of this 1653-nucleotide messenger RNA. Its product is annotated as PAT complex subunit CCDC47. Gene Ontology annotation, molecular function: calcium ion binding. Gene Ontology annotation, biological process: endoplasmic reticulum calcium ion homeostasis. Bases 171 to 1547 code for a protein of 458 amino acids. The record is from RefSeq and is a predicted model, not a curated record. Gene Ontology annotation, cellular component: endoplasmic reticulum. Lineage: Eukaryota; Metazoa; Arthropoda; Insecta; Lepidoptera; Pyralidae. The transcript has 11 exons.